AUGCGUCUUCUCGCGUCGACUACGCUAGUGAUAGUGACAUGUUGCGCUCUAUGUGACUAUGCCGUGACACUCGUCUCGCUCACGGUGAAAACACCAGCCCAAGGGCUCGCGGCACAGCGCGCAUGCUUCCGAAUAAGUCAAAGUCUGCUUACUCUCGACAGGCUUGGUCCCACUCGGGUAUACGACGCUGUCGUGUUCACCAUACGUGCUGUGUCGAUCACCUCUGGUGGUAUCACGACAGCAGUCUUCCUGACUAUCUCUCACCUUUUGGCUGCGGCCAGCAGACGGAAGCACAUGAGUCCUGAGGCGAAAAAGCUCGUCAGACUCGCGGGAGCUUGGCUGAAUAUGGCGUCAGUCACGUGGGCAUUUAUAUCCUUGCUGAGGCACGUGCCAGGAUUUUGCCCUGUUUGCGAGAAAAAUGGUUCACCCGAUGUCAAUGUUAUUGGUGGAUACUCCUUGGAUAAACCCACCACGACUGGCGGCACUCUCUCGAAUCUUGGUUUGGUCAAGAAUGCGAGGCGACGUCGUGAGUUGACUACGCUGCGCAACAUAACCUUCAUAUCAUGCUAUGACGGGGAUACAUGUUUCUUUACACUCCCAGAGGUCGUUGAGCACGUGCCGGAGCUCGCACCUCUGUUUGGUGCUCGAAUUGCUGUGCGCAUAUAUGGCAUUGAUUGCCCGGAGCUUGGGGGGCGUGCAAAGUGUGCGAGGGAAAGACAGCUAGCUAUCCGGGCACGUGACGUUGCGGAUUCCAUGCUUCGCUCGGCGAUAUCCCUGCAAGUGACGGAUGCACGACCUGACAAGUUCUUCCGCGUUCUUGGCCGGUUGAUCCUGAACAAUAGUGUCGAACUCGGCAAAGAACUGGUGCGCGGAAAGCUCGCCGUUGAAUAUUCCGGCAAGGCAAGAUCAGGCGAGACAUGGUGUAUGUGA
This is a messenger RNA of Micromonas pusilla CCMP1545, 930 nucleotides long. RefSeq lists its product as uncharacterized. The transcript has 2 exons. Lineage: Eukaryota; Viridiplantae; Chlorophyta; Mamiellophyceae; Mamiellales; Mamiellaceae. The coding region runs from base 1 to 930 and encodes 309 amino acids. The record is from RefSeq and is a predicted model, not a curated record.